GGAGAGAAAGAGGAGGGGGCGGAGUUGGAGGAAGAGAUGCAAGUUCUUGAGGCGAGAGCGAGGCGCGUAGCAGGUUGCAGUUCAUCGGCGGGCCAAGAUCUGAAUUCUUGCAGCUAAACAUUCCGGAGCUUCCACUAUGUCAUCGAGGCCAUUUGAAAGUCCUCCACCUUAUCGACCCGAUGAAUUCAAACCUUCACAUUAUGUACCAAGCAAUAACGCGUAUGGUGGUGAAUUCCAUUCUCAGCCAAUGUACUCUCAGCCUGCAUAUUCCUAUUAUCCGGAAGAGGAAGUUCAACACUUCUACAGAUGGUCCUCCCCUCCAGGAAUAAUCAAGAUCAUGUCGGUUCUCAUAAUAGUGAUGUCCAUUGGCAUCUUUGCAUGUGUUGCAUCCACAUUGGCUUGGGACAUGGAUAUGUAUGGAACUGGUCUGGGAACUGGCCUGGGAACUGGUCUGGGAAGCGGCUAUGGCUAUGGUAUGGGAACUGGCUAUGGCUAUGGUAGCUCCUUCGGUGGCUUUGGAAGUUCUUAUGGCUAUGGCUAUGGAGGAAAUUAUAUUGAUCCACGAGGAGCAAAAGGCUUCAUCAUUGCAAUGGCAGCUCUUUGCUUUAUUGCUGGAUUAGUGGUUUUUGUAACGGGCGUUACCAAGACUAGCAUAGCCAGGUCAAGGAUGUAUUACCUCCUCCUGAUAAUAGGAAGCUCCAUCUUCCUCUUUUUGAUGUUUAUUGCGGCCAUUGUAUAUACACUAGCAGUGAACCCAACUGCACAAGCUUCUGGAUCGAUGUACUACAAUCAGAUUUAUGCCAUGUGCAGCUCCUUUUACUCUCCUACAACCACUGGAGUCUUUGUGAAUCAGUACUUGUAUCACUACUGUGUGGUGGAACCUCAGGAGGCUAUUGCCAUUGUAUUGGCCUUCCUUCUUGUUGUAGCUUUUGCCAUAAUAAUAUUCUUUGCAGCAAGAACCCGAAGUAAAAUGAAUUACUAUGGCAAAGUGAAUAUCCUGUGGGACCAUGUAAAAACUUAUGAAGAGACUCCCAAUGUAGAAGACUGGGUGAAGAACAUAAAUCCGGAGCCAGUAAUACCUACCCCUGUAGCUGACUAUACAGAUCGAGUUGCCAGUUCUGUGGGCUACUCGGUUUCUGAUGUUCCUGUACAACAGAUCUAUAAUGACAAUGGCUACAGAGCUACUCCGAUACCUGAUGUGAAUUUAACAAAGAGCCCAAUGCCACCUCAGUAUGCCAACACUAGCAGUUACAAUGGGUCAGCUAAGGAGCCAGCACAAAAAGGAAGAGCAGGAAGAGCAAAGAGAACCUACACCGAGAACUAUGAUGCAGAUUAUACCACUGGAGGAGAGUCUUGUGAUGAACUGGAGGAGGACUGGGACAGGGAAUAUCCACCUGUAUCAUCCGAUCAACAAAGGCAAGCAUACAAGCGAGAUUUCGAUGCAGGUCUACAAGAAUACAAGCGGUUGCAAGCAGAGCUUGAUGAAAUCAGCAGAGAAAUUUCUCGUCUUGAUAAAGAAUUGGAUGACUACCCUGAAGACAGUGAAGAAUAUAGGUCUGCUGCUGAAGAAUACAACCGACUGAAGGAUAUAAAGGCAUCAGCAGACUAUAAGAACCGCAAAGCUCACUGCAAGGUACUAAAGAGCAAACUGUCACACAUCAAGAGGAUGGUCAGUGAUUAUGACAGACGAAAGUCAUAACAAGAAGAAAGA
Messenger RNA from Lacerta agilis (Sand lizard), 1711 nucleotides. It is a transcript of the gene OCLN, whose product is annotated as occludin. Gene Ontology annotation, biological process: bicellular tight junction assembly. Lineage: Eukaryota; Metazoa; Chordata; Lepidosauria; Squamata; Lacertidae. Gene Ontology annotation, cellular component: bicellular tight junction; cytoplasmic vesicle; apical plasma membrane. The record is from RefSeq and is a predicted model, not a curated record. The transcript is spliced from 9 exons. Bases 137 to 1699 code for a protein of 520 amino acids.